Penicillium brevicompactum is the source of this 2142-nucleotide messenger RNA. Its product is annotated as putative nucleoside diphosphatase (Ynd1). The record is from RefSeq and is a predicted model, not a curated record. Gene Ontology annotation, biological process: nucleoside diphosphate catabolic process. Gene Ontology annotation, cellular component: membrane. Bases 1 to 2142 code for a protein of 713 amino acids. Lineage: Eukaryota; Fungi; Ascomycota; Eurotiomycetes; Eurotiales; Aspergillaceae. Gene Ontology annotation, molecular function: nucleoside diphosphate phosphatase activity. The transcript is spliced from 4 exons.
AUGGGCAAAUGGCGUUAUGGUGUUGUCCUGGACGCAGGCUCGUCUGGGACUCGCGUACACGUUUACCGAUGGCUACGAAAUGCCGCCGCACGAAAGAAAGCCGACGUGGAGGAGUUGAAAUCAUUACCGGAGAUUAAAACGAAAGAGGAAUGGACCAAGAAGAUUCGCCCUGGUGUUUCCUCGUUCGCCGACAAGCCCGAAUCCGUCGGAUCUGAUCACCUCGCCGAACUUUUGGACCAUGCAAAGGGUAUCAUCCCCGCGGAGGAUGCCAAGGACACCCCGAUCUUUCUCCUCGCCACGGCCGGUAUGCGACUGGUUGGAAAUGUGGAGCGACAGCUGUUACUGGACAAUAUCUGCUCGUAUGCUCGCGACAACACGGAUUUCCUGCUCCCGGACUGUGGUGUUCACAUCCAGGUGAUCCCGGGUGUGACCGAGGGACUUUACGGAUGGAUUGCGACAAACUAUCUCAUGGGUGCUUUUGACACGCCAGACAAGCACGACCACGGGAAGGGACACCACACCUACGGAUUUCUUGAUAUGGGUGGUGCCUCGGCGCAAAUUGCGUUUGCGCCAAACGCGACCGAGACCGAGAAGCACGGGAACGAUCUCAAAUUGUUGCGACUGCGCAAUGUCGACGGGUCGGUUCAAGAGCACAGGGUGUUUGUCACUUCCUGGCUCGAGUUCGGUGUGCAUGAAGCUCGGAGACGCUAUCUGGAGGCUUUGCAAACCACCGCAGGGCCGGAAAUUCUGGAGUUGCCCGAUCCUUGUCUUCCAGGUGGACUGCGGACUACCCUGGAGGGCAAGGAUGUGGCAUUACAGAACGAGGCGAACCCUUAUUUACUUGGCACAGGAAAGUUCGACGAGUGUCUGCGCCAAACGUUCCCCUUACUAGACAAGGAUGCCCCAUGCACAGAUGAGCCAUGUUUGUUACACGGGAUGCAUGUUCCAGCUAUCGACUUUGACGUAAACCACUUUAUCGGAAUCAGCGAAUACUGGCACACUACCCAUGAGAUCUUUGAAAUGGGAUUCAAGGACAAAGCCUACGACUUCAACACUUACCAGGAACGGGUUCAAAUGUUCUGCUCCCAGGAUUGGGGCUCGAUUGAGCAUGGAAUUGAAGCGCAGAAAUGGGGAAAGAAGGUUGAUCAGCAAAAGGCAGCAGAGGUUUGCUUCAAGGCAUCAUGGAUCAUCAACAUGCUCCAUGACGGCAUUGGAGUUCCCAGAGUCGGGCUGGAAGAAACACCGAGCACAUCGCACAAUGGGACUAACGAGGUCUUAGCUCACGGGAAAGAAAAGGGUUACCUUGAUGCCUUCCAGGCUGUCAACAAGAUCGACUCGACCGAAGUGAGCUGGACUCUGGGCAAGAUCGUCCUGUAUGCAUCUUCCCAAGUCCCCGUGGAAAUUGAAGAAGCUCUUCCAGUCGGCUUCGGUAGCAAUGUACCUGGCAUUCCGAACGAUUUCCAGUACCCCAGCGUCCAGCUUCUGCCAGACUCAGACAGCGUCUACAGCGAACACUGGCACGACGCGCUUUUCGACGGUGAUUCACCGCGCCGAGUCCCCGGAUUCAUCCUGUUCAUGCUGAUCAUUGUGAUGGUUGGAUUCUUCCUGUGCGGACGCAGCCGUCGUUCACGCAUCUUCAAUCGUGUCAGUAACGUGUUGCGCCGCGGUGGGCCAUCUCACCCCAAUCACCCAAAGAAGCGCAAGGGCAUCAAGGCGAUGCUUCCAUUCCUUGGUCGCAGUGCCCCCUCUUACGAGCGAGUCCUCGAGGACGGAGCCCAAGAUUUCGAACUUGGCGUGACGGACUCUGAUGGAAGCGAAGACGGUGGACGUCUCUCCGAAGCAGACUCUGCCCGACUGGGACCGCCGAAGCGUGCCUCCAGCUGGGGAAGCAACAGCAACACCCCAAGCUUCAAGUACGCGUUAGACAACAGUUCGACAGGGACGAUAGGUCUUGGGAUCAGCGGUGGAGGCUCGGGCAUCGCAAUGGAUCGUGCCGGCCUGGUAGUUCGGACCGAAAGCAGGGACCAUCUGGCCCCGGUAGCUCUAGGACCCACCACCAACGGUCGACGAUCUCGAGCGGGCAGUCCAACAAGAUCCCUCCACCAAAAAUCACCAAGCAUGACGCCCCUUGCCGAUGACUAA